AUGGCAGCCAAAAACUCUUCUGUGACAGAGUUUAUCCUCAAAGGCUUAACCGACCAGCUGGGACUCCGGAUCCCCCUCUUCUUCCUGUUUCUGGGUUUCUACAUGGUCACCGUGGUGGGGAACCUGGGCUUGAUAACCCUGAUUGGGCUGACCUCUCACCUGCACACUCCCAUGUACUUCUUCCUCUUUAACCUCUCUUUAAUAGAUUUCUGUUUCUCCACUACCAUCACUCCCAAAAUGCUGAUGAGUUUUGUCUCAAGGAAGAACAUUUCCUUCACAGGGUGUAUGACUCAGCUCUUUCUCUUCUGCUUCUUUGUCAUCUCUGAGUCUUUCAUCCUGUCAGCGAUGGCGUAUGACCGCUACGUGGCCAUCUGUAACCCACUGUUGUACACGGUCACCAUGUCUCCCCAGGUGUGUUUGCUCCUUUUGUUGGGUGCCUAUGGGAUGGGGUUUGCUGGGGCCAUGGCCCACACAGGAAGCAUAAUGAACCUGAACUUCUGUGCUGACAACCUUCUCAAUCAUUUCAUGUGUGACAUCCUUCCUCUCCUUGAACUCUCCUGCAACAGCUCUUACAUGAAUGAGCUGGUGGUCUUUAUUGUGGUGGCUGUUGACAUUGGAAUGCCCAUGGUCACUAUCUUUAUUUCUUAUGUCCUCAUCCUCUCCAGCCUUCUACACAUCAGUUCUACAGAAGGCAGUUCCAAAGCCUUUAGUACUUGCAGUUCCCACAUAAUUGUAGUUUCUCUUUUCUUUGGUUCUGGUGCUUUCAUGUAUCUCAAACCCCCUUCCAUCCUGCCCCUUGAGCAAGGGAAAGUGUCCUCCCUGUUCUAUACCAUAAUAGUCCCCAUGUUAAACCCAUUAAUCUAUAGCUUGAGGAACAAGGAUGUCAAAGUUGCCCUGAGGAGAACUUUAAGCAGAAAAGUCUUUUCUUAA
Molecule: messenger RNA, 930 nt
Organism: Pongo pygmaeus (Bornean orangutan)
Lineage: Eukaryota; Metazoa; Chordata; Mammalia; Primates; Hominidae
Gene: OR8B12
Product: olfactory receptor family 8 subfamily B member 12
Exons: 1
Coding region: 1-930 (309 amino acids)
Biological process (GO): G protein-coupled receptor signaling pathway
Cellular component (GO): membrane
Molecular function (GO): olfactory receptor activity; G protein-coupled receptor activity
Source: RefSeq, a predicted model, not a curated record